AUGUUGACCGAAGUAUCAGCUCUAGCAGUUUCCCUUGGUUUCCUCCGCUGGUGGCUGGGACGAGAUAAGCAUCCGAAUGUGCCGCACAUUCGUCCAGGAACCGAUUUAGCAAAAGAUGGACCGUACUAUGUUGUCCAGAGCUUUUUGGAGAGUCAUAAAAGAGAGCUACCGAUGCAUUCGUACCCUCUUUUGGAAACGCUGGGAGGACUCUUGAAGAUGAACUUGCAUAUUAUCAACGAUCCGGUGAAGUCGAAAGAAAUUUUUUCAAAAAGUGAAGCUGUUGGGGGCCAUUUUGAGUUGACCGGCUGGUGGCAACUUUUAGCGGAAUACAGGCGAAAAACAAAAGGUCGAAACUGGGAAACAAUGACAAACGAAACCCUCGGCCUCAUGCGAGAUCAUACCCGAUCAGACCCAAAAGGAACCAAAAUCUCCAAACUCUGUCGCCGCCGAUUGAUGGAACUUGCAUCAAAAAGCAAUUCGAGCCAAAAUGGGUGGCAAAAGUGGACGCUCAGAUUCCAUGGGUGGGACAGAAUCUGCAAGUACGCGAACAAUGCCUUGGAAAGCGCUGUCAAAUUGGACAAGUACAAACUGUUCUUCAUUAACUUGCCGACUUGGCUACGUGCGUGGAUACCCUUAAGAUUCUGGCCUGAUUGGGUUUCUUUUCAACAGGGACUAUACGAUGAUAUUCUUGACUUGCAAGAAAUGCACAACAAAAACUGGGUACUUGGAGAUGAAAGUGACACUCUUCUUGCAAUCCUUCAAACUGAUCAUGCUCAAGGAAAAAUGGAAGAAUGGGAUGUUAUCAAUCUUAUCCAACAGCUUUGCAUGACUGGAGCUGAUACAACUGCUUCCGUCGCAUCAGGAAUCAUGAUGACUCUCGCUCGAUUUCCCGAAAAGCAAGCGAAGCUUUACGGAAUUCUCGAAUCUCAGGAUUUCCGAGCGGAUGAGUUCAAAGACUGCCCAUAUUUAAUGGCUGUCAUUUACGAAGUUUAUCGAUACUGCCCCAUGAUUUACAGAAGCUUGCUUCACAGCAUUACGGAAACAACAGAAAUUAUGGGGGAGACGUUUCAUAAGGAUGAGCUUAUUUGCUACAGUAUAACAGGGACAAACAUGAACGAAAAAUAUUUCAAGGACCCCUGGAAAUUCAUCCCGGAAAGGCAUCUAAAUGAACCCGGAGAAUUUCAAAAAUCUCAAUAUCAAACUCCAUUCAACACUGGGAAGCGAUCUUGCCCUGGACAGAUUUUGGCCGAUAUCGAACUGUUUCACUUUAUGAAGCAUUUCGUCAAGCAUUUCAAAUUCGAACUCCACCCUGAUCACCCAAUGCCGGUAGUGGAAACUGAAGAAGGAUGGAAUAACUUUUGGACAAGGGAUCCUCACUAUGCGCCGAUGCAUCAUUUUCUUCAGCCGAAAGAACGAAAAUUCCUGCUUGUUCCUCGGGAUGAAUAA
This is a messenger RNA of Oikopleura dioica, 1446 nucleotides long. The record is from the annotation of a GenBank genome assembly. NCBI's taxonomy places the organism in Eukaryota, Metazoa, Chordata, Appendicularia, Copelata, Oikopleuridae.